CUAAUUUACCUCAGGAUGAUAGAAUAAUUAACCCUCUUGAAGCAUUAACAGAUUGUAAGACGAGAUGGAAUUCGUCUUAUUUGGCUUGGAAAAGAAUACUGGAAUUGCAUCCAGCAAUGCGUACACUAGCUGCAUCGUUACAGAAUAAACCGGAUGCAGCAUUAAGAAGAGAGGGUGAAAAACUUGAUCAAUUAUGCCUAUCUUCUGAAGAAAAAAAAUUACUUGAAGAAAUGGUUGAGGUCUUAAAACCUUUUGAGGAAAUAACAAGGCAUAUUUGUGGUACAAAAUACCCUAUGAUGAAUCUUGUAUAUCCUUAUAUUCGAAUGUUAAAAAAUAAAUAUGCUCUAAUAGCUGAAAAGAGUGAAUCU
Messenger RNA from Scutellospora calospora, 368 nucleotides. NCBI's taxonomy places the organism in Eukaryota, Fungi, Glomeromycota, Glomeromycetes, Diversisporales, Gigasporaceae. The record is from the annotation of a GenBank genome assembly.